This is a messenger RNA of Hippoglossus stenolepis (Pacific halibut), 1123 nucleotides long. RefSeq names its product TM2 domain containing 1 (gene tm2d1). Lineage: Eukaryota; Metazoa; Chordata; Actinopteri; Pleuronectiformes; Pleuronectidae. Bases 10 to 714 code for a protein of 234 amino acids. The record is from RefSeq and is a predicted model, not a curated record. The transcript is spliced from 7 exons.
GAAUUUACCAUGUUGAACGCAGCAUCGUGUCACGUGACAGCCUCAGCCAUGGCGUCCUCCAGGACGUCUGUGUUGUGUUCGGGCUCCGGGUUCUCCUGGUGCUCCGGGUUCUCCUGGUUCUCCUGGUGCUCCUGGUGCUCCUGGUGCUCCGGGUUCUCCUGGUUGUGGCCUCUGCUCUUCUUCUCGCUGUGUCUCCACUUUGAUCACGUGGUGACGGAGGACGCGCGGAGCUGCGAGGAGCUGCGGCUCGGACAGUAUUUGUGUAAUGGCCCAAAGAUCGAUGAAGCCACUCAGGAGCCAGAGAACUGCAGGGACACGACAGCGUGGGUGGAGUGUCUCCCUGCUCCAAACAUCAGCUGUCGACUCUCCAAUGGGACGGAGUUCAGGUUCAGUGGGAAGGAGGUGGGCUUCAACAAAACCAUCUCCUGCAGGAAUGUGAGUGGUUAUUCCUACAAAGUGGCCGUGGCUCUGUCUCUGUUUCUGGGCUGGAUCGGAGCUGAUCGCUUCUACCUGGGUUACCCAGCUUUAGGACUCUUGAAGUUCUGUACUGUUGGUUUCUGUGGAAUUGGCACAUUGAUCGACUUCAUCCUGAUCGCCAUGCAGAUUGUGGGUCCAGCAGACGGAUCAAACUACAUUGUGGAUUAUUACGGAGCUCGGCUGACCCGCCUCUCCAUCACCAACCAGACGUACAGGAAGCCUCACCUGUCGCUGUAAUCGACCAGGAUCCCCGGAGUCUCUCUAUCAGUCAUGUGACAGGAUGCUCACCAGCAGAGGAUCUAAAACAUUUAAAGAACGAUUCAACGACCGUCGACAUUUAUUCAAACCUUCCUCAACGCGACUCAUCUGAUCAUUUAAAGGAACAUUACACAGUUUCUUUCUGUUAUAUGAUCUUUAAUCGUUAGUUUCACAUCAUCUCUGCUGAAAUCCUUUUAUUUUACAGAGGUUACAGAUGUUUUGUCACUUUCGGUCACAGUUAUUUCCUCACAUCUGUUUUAAGUUUAUAUAUUAUAGAAACUUUUCAGUGACUUUUGCUGUAACAUGUAGUUUCACUGCUGUUGUGUUAUUUAAGUUAAUUUUUUUCCAUGAAACUUGACUUUGUAAAUAAAGUUUUUGUGUUGAUCUA